CAGCCACCCGAUGUCUUCGGCGCCCGAGAAGCAGCAGCCACCGCACGGCGGCGGCGGCGGCGGCGGCAGCGGUGGCGGCGGGGGAGGCGGCGCGGCCAUGGACCCCGCGGCGUCCGGCCAGUCCAAGGCCAAGAAGACGAAUGCGGGCAUCCGGCGCCCGGAGAAGCCGCCCUACUCGUACAUCGCGCUCAUCGUCAUGGCCAUCCAGAGCUCGCCCACCAAGCGCCUGACGCUCAGCGAGAUCUACCAGUUCCUCCAGAGCCGCUUCCCCUUCUUCCGCGGCUCCUACCAGGGCUGGAAGAAUUCCGUGCGCCACAACCUCUCGCUCAACGAGUGCUUCAUCAAGUUGCCCAAGGGCCUGGGGCGGCCCGGCAAGGGUCACUACUGGACCAUCGACCCGGCCAGCGAGUUCAUGUUCGAGGAGGGCUCCUUUCGGAGGCGGCCGCGCGGCUUCCGAAGGAAAUGCCAGGCGCUCAAGCCCAUGUACAGCAUGAUGAAUGGGCUCGGCUUCAACCACCUCCCGGACACCUAUGGCUUCCAGGGCUCGGCCGGUGGCCUCUCGUGCCCUCCCAAUAGCCUGGCUCUGGAGGGCGGCCUGGGGAUGAUGAAUGGCCACUUGCCGGGUAACGUGGACGGCAUGGCUUUGCCCAGCCACUCGGUGCCUCACCUGCCCGCCAACGGCGGCCACUCGUACAUGGGCAGCUGCGGGGGCUCAGCGGCAGGGGAGUAUCCGCACCACGACAGUUCGGUGCCCGCCUCCCCGCUGCUGCCGACUGCCACCGGCGGGGUCAUGGAGCCGCACGCCGUGUACUCCAGCUCCGCCGCAGCCUGGCCGCCUUCGGCCUCCGCCGCGCUCAACAGCGGCGCCUCCUACAUCAAGCAGCAGCCUCUGUCCCCUUGCAAUCCGGCGGCCAACCCCCUGCCUGGCAGUCUCUCCACGCACUCCCUGGACCAGCCAUACCUGCACCAGAACAGUCACAACGCCCCGGCUGAGCUGCAAGGCAUCCCGAGGUAUCACUCACAGUCGCCCAGCAUGUGUGACCGAAAGGAGUUCGUCUUCUCUUUCAACGCUAUGGCGUCUUCGUCCAUGCACUCGGCCGGGGGAGGCUCCUACUACCACCAGCAGGUCACCUACCAAGACAUCAAACCCUGCGUGAUGUGAGGCUGAGUUCGCGGGCCCUCCCCCCCAGGCUGGCCAGCCCAGGGACUCAGAGCCCACCACCAGAAACUGCUUUAUUCUUGAGGUAUAACCAUCGGCAGAAGAAAAGGGUCCUGCCCAUCCCCAGUCGGAUUAUUUGGAAAAACAAAACAAAAACAAAAACAAAAAAAAAAACCCAAACCCCUGUGGUCUGCAGUUCCUUCACUCCCGCACUAAUUUCUAAAGAUUUCCAAAGGCAGCGGGGAGGGGGGCCUGAUAGGACCACAGCUGCCUGUCCAUAAAUACUCAUUUUCGAUUCCGUGGAAAUGGGCCACGAAGGUGUGGGGGAAAACCCUUAACAUUGAAAGAAGAAUUCUGCCGAGGUCUCUUCUACCCCCUCCAAUGGCAAAAGUGAGGGAAGAAUUUUAGAAGCAAUGCAGACGCACGUGAGACCAGUUACUACCGAAUACUUUUAUUUUGGGUUGAAUAUUUAUCUUUUAAUUUUUAACUUUUUUUUUUUCCCCUGAAAGAAUGUCUUGGAAUGCGCAAGCCUCCCUUUAGAGCCGUCUUUUUUCCCUCCCCACCUGGGAGUCUCCUCCAGCAAUCACCGGUGGAUCUUUGUGCAAAUAACUUGCAUUUCCGAAGCCACUGUUCGCCUUUAAGAGAAAACAGGAGCUGAGAGAAGUGAGAGGCUGCCUAGGACAGAGAUCCCUUUCCACCUUCCUCGCUCGGCUCCACAGUGUUGUUUUGUGUUGUUUUAAAUUGCUUUUUGUUGGGUGUUUUCUGUCUCCUAAUCUCUACUGUAAACUUUUUGGGAGGAGAUGAACGCGGCAAGACACGGGGAUGAGGAGGCCCAGUGACCCGAGUGAUGCAGAAAGGUUAAGGCACUUUGAAAACUAUAGCCAGGCCCAUCCUGUUAUUUAUUCUACUUUCUUUCCCUAAUAAUCAAACACCACGUAGGCUCCUCCGUUUAUCAGUAUUAACGGUGUAACUUUGUUGGCAAUAUUUGCCGUGUAGAGUUUUUUUUUUUUUAGAUAUCCAUUGUAAAUUUGAAACAAAGACCGAUCUAUGUAGAAACAAAUUUCCAUAUGUUUUAUAUAAAUAUAUAUAUAAUAUGAAGGACUAUCCCCCCCCCUUUUUUUUAGUAUUUUGGCUGCCCAAGAGCAGUGCUCGUGACACAUUUUAAAUUU
This is a messenger RNA of Jaculus jaculus (lesser Egyptian jerboa), 2328 nucleotides long. It is a transcript of the gene Foxf1, whose product is annotated as forkhead box F1. Gene Ontology annotation, molecular function: DNA-binding transcription factor activity, RNA polymerase II-specific; RNA polymerase II cis-regulatory region sequence-specific DNA binding. Lineage: Eukaryota; Metazoa; Chordata; Mammalia; Rodentia; Dipodidae. Gene Ontology annotation, biological process: animal organ morphogenesis; regulation of transcription by RNA polymerase II. Gene Ontology annotation, cellular component: nucleus. The transcript is spliced from 2 exons. Bases 11 to 1162 code for a protein of 383 amino acids. The record is from RefSeq and is a predicted model, not a curated record.